UAUGAAGAAAAUCCUUAAACCCUAAAACACAAAUAUCCCACUAAAAAUCAAUCAAAAUCCAUCUUCAAUCUCAUGCAAUCCCCUUUCCAUAUCCCCACUUCAAAUCCCACUUUCAAUUUCAGCUCAAAAUGGCAAAAACACAAUAAAGUUCAAAUCUUUUUUCCAAACCCCUGUUUUCCAAGAUUCUCAAAACCACCCCCAAAAUCUUUGAAAACUUCAUUCCAAUUUGAAUAUGAAGAAGAAAAAAUGGAAAAACAAGUUGAGCCCACUUUACUUCCUGUUGUAAUUAAACAAUCUGAUGGGUGUGUUUCAAGGUAUUUUUGGGAUGGUAAUGAUUUAAAACUUGUUUUUGUUGAUGGUUUCGAUAAAUUCGAUGAUUUCGGAGACGUGUUUAGGAGAUGUAAGAUGGGUGUUAGGAAUUUCUUGUUGCCAAGAAAGAUUAAUGAGAAUUAUUUGGAGUAUGUGAAAUGGAAGUUUUUGCAUAGAGUGUUUAGUUCUGCUCUUCAGGUUCUUGCUACACAGGCAAUGUUUAGGGCAAUUGGAAUUGGGUAUGCUCGUUCACUUCCAUCUGCAGCAGCCCUUAAUUGGGUUUUGAAAGAUGGUCUUGGACGGUUAAGCAGGUGCAUCUACACGGCUAGCUUAGCGUCGGCUUUUGAUACAAACCUAAAGAGGGUUAGGUUCUUGACAUCGGUUGUUUUCAGUUUGAGCAUUGGCCUUGAGUUGAUGACUCCUGCUUUUCCACAAUACUUUUUGCUUCUUGCAUCAAUAGCCAACAUUGCUAAGCAGAUAAGCCUCGCAUGUUACCUAGCAACUGGUACUGCUGUUCAUAGAAGCUUUGCAGUAGCCGAUAACCUUGGUGAAGUUUCUGCCAAGGCACAGAUUCAAACAGUUUGCUUUGACAAUCUUGGUCUUAUGCUGGCUGCAGCCUUGAAUAUCAUCUUAAAGAACAACCAAAGGUGGCAAGCAGGUUUGCCCUUUGUGGUAUACCCAAUUUUCACUGCCAUUGAUCUGUAUGGAAUAUAUCAGAGUUUGAAGCAUGUGCAUUUGCAAACAAUAACAAAGGAUAGGCUAGAGAUUAUUAUAGAUACAUGGAUUCAACGGGGAUAUGUCCCGUCACCAGCAGAAGUAAGUAAAAGGGAAGGAAUCAAUUUUUUCUCGACCAAAGAUAGGCUAAAGUGGCCCAUCAGGAUUGGUUGCUUGAAUUCCAGAUUCCAAAUACCAAAAAUAUCAAUGAUGACAAUGCGAUCUUUAUGUAAAGACGAUUUCUACUUUGUAUGCACGGAAAUUUGCUUCUGUGGCUUUCAAAAAAGAGAACAGGGUAUUCUUCUCUCUAUACGUGAAGGAGCAACGACUUCAGAUAUCAUCAUGGGAUUCUUACAGGCGUGCUACAUCCGUGAACGGCUACUUUGCAAUAUGAAGAAACCAGGAAUUUUAGAAGUUUAUGACAACAAUUCACAUCAGAAUAUCACUAACUGGUUUAAUCUAGCAGCCGAGUGUAAGGAAUCUGCUAGAGAAGGUAUGAAGUUGCUAAAUGAAAAGAUGGUUGAAAUUGGUUGGUCUUGUAAAAACAUUUUGUUAAGCACAAAUGAGCAAACUCGAUUUAGUUUUAUAGAUGACUAAAUUUACUUCUUA
This is a messenger RNA of Erigeron canadensis, 1632 nucleotides long. RefSeq names its product protein root UVB sensitive 4. The coding region runs from base 73 to 1620 and encodes 515 amino acids. The record is from RefSeq and is a predicted model, not a curated record. NCBI's taxonomy places the organism in Eukaryota, Viridiplantae, Streptophyta, Magnoliopsida, Asterales, Asteraceae. The transcript is spliced from 10 exons.